Scedosporium apiospermum is the source of this 972-nucleotide messenger RNA. RefSeq lists its product as uncharacterized. Gene Ontology annotation, molecular function: hydrolase activity. Lineage: Eukaryota; Fungi; Ascomycota; Sordariomycetes; Microascales; Microascaceae. The record is from RefSeq and is a predicted model, not a curated record. Bases 1 to 972 code for a protein of 323 amino acids. The transcript is spliced from 3 exons.
AUGGGUUCCUACGCCGAGUCCUGGUUAAAGGUUGAAGAAAGCCUAGGCGGUGCUCGGCCAGUGCUCAAAGGCAACGCCGAGGAGAUGCGAGCCCAAUUCGGCGGUCUAGUCUCGGCGCUCGCACCGCAGUAUCCACCGCACUCCGGAACCACCGAAUCGAACGACGGCGUCAUCGGGGAUGUCAAAUAUCGCAUCUACACGUCCAAGGCCGCCGACUCCGAUGCUCCAAGGCCCUUGGGUAUCUAUUACCAUCCUGGCGGCUUCGUCAUUGGCGUGUCCGAGGCGGACGACUUUCUCUGCCGCACCAUUGCGGAGAGGACGGGGGCUAUUAUUGUUUGCUCGCAGUAUCGGCUGUCGCCAGAGCAUAAGGCGCCGGCUCAUCUUCAGGAUGCAGUGCGUGCGUUCGAAUAUUUCUACCAAAAUGCCGACAAGGUCGGGGGCGAUGCCAACAAGAUGUUCACCGUCGGCAUCUCAGCUGGCGCAGGACUCUCCCUUGCCGUCGCGAGACAAGUUGUGCUUGGUAAAACCUCCGCCGACAAGAGCGCCAUCAAGGGCGUCGUGUCCUUCUGCCCAUACACCCUCCACCCAGACAACGUCUCCGAAUCCUACAAGGCCACUUACACGUCAUACACUGAAAAUAAAGAAAACGUACCCAUCAUAGAAGCAGCGACAAUGCAUCGGUUCCUGGAGUAUGCCGCCCUCGAGCCCAGCGACGAUGAUUACUUCGUGGCGCUGAACCAGCACGAUCACAAGUCGUUCCCGCCCACGUAUAUCGCGACGUGCGAGAAGGAUCCGCUCCGAGAUGAUGGGCGGGUCAUGGUGGAGUCGCUGAAGGCAUCUGGUGUGCCUGUUAGGACGGAUCACUAUGCCGGACUACCUCAUUGCUUUUGGGUGUUCCCGUCACUGCCGGAGUCACAAGUCUUUCUGGAGAAUGCGAUAGACGCAGUAAAGUGGGUGAUAAGCCAGGUUUAA